GAUGGAAUUGACAAAAAAAUAAUCACAUUUUAACAAUAAAAAAAAAACCCUAAAACAAGAAGAUUCAGUAGCAAAGUGAAAUCGAAGAAGAAAAUGCAGGCGUGGUUGCUUUGCCCUUGUAUCAGAUACAAGUUCGAAUCGCACUGAUCUCAACAACGCCGAAGUUCGUUCUCGUAGCAAGAAGAAACAAACUCCAUCAGGAGUUACCAUAUUGAUAAUUUUCUAGCAUUAUGGGUGAAUUUACUAUUCAGAUUAGCAAUGACCUUGUUAAUAAGCUUGUUGAUGAUCCGGUAGUAAAGAAGAAAACUAGAAGGGUCAAGCGUAAGGUGGCAAGAGAGACUGAAAAGCCCCAGCAGGCAGCAGUAGAAGCCGAGAUUGCACCUUCUCCAGUAUGGCCAGUGCAGCCCCCUUUGUUUGUACCUGCUACAUUGCCUGUACACCCUUCCCAGGCAGAGUUAGAAGGCAUUCGGUCUGUGCUUCAGGAAAGCGAGAAGGUUUUGGAAAGAUUGCAAAAGCAAGAGGAGCAGUUGUUGCAGGAAGUAACCCAAAAGGCAAAUGAUCUGCAUGAGAAAGAGUAUAAGCUUCCAGAGCCAAAGCCUGAGCGUUGCAUGGCUGAGAGGCUUGCUUCGGUAGCAUGUUACAAGGAACAUAUCAAGGACCCUUUGAAGUGUGCUGGUUUUGUUAACAAUUUUGCAGAUUGCUUACGUAGGCUUGGUCCUUUAGGUGGCAAAUAAGUUAUACUGAGAAGUCGUUACAAAGAAAUUCAUAUGAAUGAAAUGCAAAUAAACUUGUAAACUACAUCCUGACAAAUAUUUUCUUGCUGCCCAUUUUUGUGUAACAUUUCGGUCUCAACAUUGAACUGUUUUCUAGUUCAAUGCAAGUGACAUUGUCUGUUUGGAAUUUGAACAUUCUCUUA
Molecule: messenger RNA, 916 nt
Organism: Trifolium pratense (red clover)
Lineage: Eukaryota; Viridiplantae; Streptophyta; Magnoliopsida; Fabales; Fabaceae
Exons: 2
Coding region: 231-734 (167 amino acids)
Source: RefSeq, a predicted model, not a curated record